Molecule: messenger RNA, 1052 nt
Organism: Blepharisma stoltei
Lineage: Eukaryota; Ciliophora; Heterotrichea; Heterotrichida; Blepharismidae
Source: the annotation of a GenBank genome assembly
AUGGGUUGUGGAGGCAGUAAACCCAAGCCACUUCCUUUAAAACCACCAGAAAGUGCAAAGGUUGUUAUUCUCGGAGAUUCUGGUGUAGGAAAAUCAUCAUUAGUAUAUAGAUUUACAAGGCACGAAUUCAAAGAUUCUUGGAACGUAAAUAUUGGUGCCAAUGUCGAAGAAACCAAAAUUGAUGUAUCCCCGAUAAAAAAUAAAGAAUGGCUUAUUAAAAAAACAAAAAUUAUAUUAAAAAAUAAAAAAAAUGGUUUUAUUUGUAUUUUAAUAUAAUUAAUUUUAUAUGAAUAGUAUAGGAAAUAAUGAAAGCGUUUCGCUAUUCGUAUGGGAUACAGCUGGACAAGAAAGAUUUAGGUCAAUAACAAGGAUUUAUUAUCAAGGUGCAAGAGCUGCAGCUAUUGUUUAUGAUAUUACAAUUAAUAAAUCUUUUGAGAGCUGCGGAUACUGGGUGAAAGAACUACAAAAUAAUGAGCCAGGCUGUUUGUUGUUUUUAGUUGGAAAUAAGAUUGAUAAGGAGCCAAGAGUAGUCAAUCAGCAGGAAGCAAAAGAAUUUGCUGAUGAACAUGGGAUGGAAUUUAUUGAAACUUCAGCAAAAAGUGCAGAAAACGUUGAUGCUUUAUUCAGACAAAUAGCAAUUGGUAUCAAAAAUAGCCAAUCUCGUAACUCCCCCCUCCGUGAGUGAACAAAAAAUUUUGUUCACUCACGGAGGGGGUUAAUUUUUUUUUUUUAAAAAAUUUAUAUAUAUAAAUUUUAUAAAAAAUAUUUUUUUUCGAAAUUUAAAAAAAUCCCUAAUUCGCAAAAAUUGGAAAGCAAAAAUUAAUUUAAUUUAUAAAAAAAUUUAUGUUUUUAAAAAGCAAUUCGUUUAAAAUUAAACAGAAUUAGCUCUAGAUUUCAUUAUACUAAUUAUCAUUUAUAUAUCAAAUUUUUUUUCCAUAAAAAAUUUUUCUAUUAAAAAAAUUUUUGUUCACCCACGGAGGGUGAGUUUUUGGGCAAAAAAUAAGGAUUUUUCUAAUGGUUUUGUUCACUCACGGAGGGGGGGGAGUAAGUAA